Molecule: messenger RNA, 1020 nt
Organism: Bipolaris oryzae ATCC 44560
Lineage: Eukaryota; Fungi; Ascomycota; Dothideomycetes; Pleosporales; Pleosporaceae
Exons: 1
Coding region: 1-1020 (339 amino acids)
Source: RefSeq, a predicted model, not a curated record
AUGGCUACCAGCAAGUCUUUCACCGCAGAGACCGGCGGUUUGGAAAUCGCCAAAGCCUACUCGUCCCAAAUCACUGGCAAAACGAUUCUCAUUACUGGUGUCUCUCCUGGAGGCAUUGGCGAGGCUACUGCUCGCGCAUUUGCCCACGGAGGUGCAUCUCUUAUCAUCGCAACUGGGCGCAGCAAAGCCCGAGUCGAAACCCUGACCAAAGAAAUCUCCGCAGAUUAUCCAUCUACAAAGUUCGUCAAUAUCGUUCUCGAUCUCGCCUCCCUCAAAGACGUCGAGCGCGCCGCAAACGAGAUCCUCAAUGACAAAUCCAUCGAGAAAAUCGACAUUCUCGUCGAAAACGCUGGCAGCCAAUUCGGAAAUACCGAGCGUGCACUCACAGUCGACGGCAUCGAGACGCAUCUUGCCGCCAACUACUUGGGCCACUUUCUCUUCACCAAGAUGCUCCUCCCACGGCUACUUGCCGCCGCCAAGGUAAACCCUCCUGGCGCGACUCGCAUCAUUCCUGUGGGCAGUGAGGCCUCCACCUUCAGCCCCUUCCGCUUCAGCGACUGGAACUUCGACCUCGACAAGGAAAUCCCCGACGACGAGAAGCCCAACUGGGACGUGAUCACCAAUGCGAUAGGAGUCCCCGCAACCGAUAAAUUCGAUGCCUUCGUUGCAUACGGGCAGAGCAAGACCGCCGCUUUGCUUUUCGCGGUCCACCUCAACACGUUAUUUGCUAAGGAGGGCAUCUUUUCGUUCUCGCUUCAUCCUGGAAGGGUGAGAAGUUCAGCGGCAUUGGCGAUAAUAAAGGAUGUGCCGGCAUAUGACAAGCUAUUUACAAAGACCAUUGACCAGGGGAGUUCGACCACUUUGCUUGCGGCUACAGAUCCUGGAUUGAAUCCUGAGAAGGGAGUGUGGUUGGAGGAUAAUCAUCUUGCGGAGCCGGUUGCGUGGGGGGUGGAUAAGAACAAGGCUGAGAGGCUGUGGAAGUUGUCUGAGAAGAUUAUCGCUGAGAAAUUGGGGAAUUAA